AUGUCAAAUGCUAUGAAGAAUACAAGAAACCAAUUCACUGUUACUCAAGAAAUGACACAGAUUCAGAAGAAGUAUAUUCUUCAGAUCACUAAUAAUAUUUAUGACCUUCCUAUUGCAGCUGAAUUUCGUGAUCCAGUCGAAACAAAAGAAUAUUAUGAAAAGCUAAAGAAACCAAUGGACUUAUCUAUCGUUUUACACAGAAUAAAAAAGAAUGAAUAUCAAUCUGUUGAAAAAUGGAAAGAAGAUAUGAACUUAAUUUGGAAAAACUACCAAAACGUGUAUUCAGAUCAAAGACAACUUCCAUAUAUUAUUGCCUCUGAACUUGCAAGACUAUUCAAGGAUAUGAGCGAUAAUAUUCCCAGAACUGAAAUUGAAGAAUGGAAAUAUAAAUGUAAACAAGCAACUUUGGAAAUUGGAACUAUCAUUGAAGCCAGACCUGAUCAACAGAAGAAGCUCAUCAACCCAUCAGGCUUAUUGAAACUUAAGCUCCCAGUCAAGCAACAUAAGAUCUUACUCAGAGUUACAUCUCAAACCAUAGAAAAGCAAUAA
This is a messenger RNA of Trichomonas vaginalis G3, 549 nucleotides long. RefSeq names its product bromodomain family. The transcript has a single exon. Bases 1 to 549 code for a protein of 182 amino acids. The record is from RefSeq and is a predicted model, not a curated record. Lineage: Eukaryota; Parabasalia; Trichomonadida; Trichomonadidae. Gene Ontology annotation, molecular function: protein binding.